Talaromyces proteolyticus is the source of this 648-nucleotide messenger RNA. RefSeq lists its product as uncharacterized. Gene Ontology annotation, molecular function: acyltransferase activity, transferring groups other than amino-acyl groups. Bases 1 to 648 code for a protein of 215 amino acids. The record is from RefSeq and is a predicted model, not a curated record. NCBI's taxonomy places the organism in Eukaryota, Fungi, Ascomycota, Eurotiomycetes, Eurotiales, Trichocomaceae. The transcript has 2 exons.
AUGGCAGCGUUUUGGGAGGACCCUACCUGGAUCAUUUUGUGGCCCAAAGAUAUCACCCUGGACUUUCUUAUCGAACAGUCCGCAAAGAGACAGGCGCGAAACCUCCUGCAAUCCCGCCAGGAUAGACGACACCAGAAGGCUGUCGACCCAGUCACUAAUGCUGUGGUUGGGUACGCCCGUUGGAUCUUGCCAUCUGGCCACGUGACUACUGAGGAGGGGGGUCCGGAGUGGGUUGAGGCGCAAGUUCCAGAUGUUAGUGAGGAGGAGAAGAAGCACUUUGAGGAAUUGGCCCAGUCUGCGUGGUGGAACCCGGGAAGCGAUAUGGGUGAAAUUGACGAGAAGAAUGAGGAGGUGAUGGAGCGUAUCUUGGCUGAGAAGCCGUAUAUUACGUUGGACUAUCUAGCCGUUCAUCCUGAAAAUAAGCGCAAAGGGAUUGCCACGGCACUCGUUGAGAGCGGCAUCCAUUGUGCAGAGAAAAUCGGACUGCCAAUCUUCAUUCUGGCCUUCAAGGCUGGUCGAAGCAUCUAUGAGCGACUGGGAUUCAAGGAGGUAUAUCGGGUCAUCCAGGAUGACUCUAAGUAUGGCGGGCAGGGUGAAUACGGCGCUUACUUUAUGGUGUACGAUGUUUCUCGAACAGAAACCCGUUAA